Drosophila eugracilis is the source of this 1847-nucleotide messenger RNA. RefSeq names its product pickpocket protein 19 (gene ppk15). Gene Ontology annotation, molecular function: ligand-gated sodium channel activity. The record is from RefSeq and is a predicted model, not a curated record. Bases 21 to 1478 code for a protein of 485 amino acids. Gene Ontology annotation, biological process: sodium ion transmembrane transport. Gene Ontology annotation, cellular component: membrane. Lineage: Eukaryota; Metazoa; Arthropoda; Insecta; Diptera; Drosophilidae. The transcript is spliced from 5 exons.
AGGAUACUUCAGCAGCAGAUAUGGUUGAAAAUGUAAGUGCGAAAGGCAACGGCCAGAAAUGGAAGGAGAGAAGCUACGGUGUUGCGACCCAUAUUAAGGAUUACUGCACCAACUGCACACUGGUUGGGUUCGCUUACAUUGCCAAUUCCAGGUUGCAUUUCACGGAACGCAUCUUUUGGCUGUUUUGUGUUCUUAUUUCGUCCUUUGGCUGUUACCAUCUGAUCACAGAAUAUCAGCGGAGUUUUCCCUCUAGAGCUGUCAGCAUUGUUUUUGAAAGUCUGCCUCCAUUUACCAAAUGGAAAUUUCCCACGGUCAGCGUUUGUGAAAUGGCCCAGAAAAAUGUUAUGUUUCCCACAAUUGUCGAUUAUAUAGAAGGUUUGGGCGUAGAUCUAAACGGGAAAUAUCCAUUUGAUGUAGAAUCCGCUAUGAACGUGAUUCUGUUUCCCGUACAAUACAACGAGAACGCAUUCAAGACCAAAUGUGCGGAAGCCGUAAAAAAUUGCUUAAACCCGUGUGCUACGUGUCCCGAGGGUGAUUUUCGACAAACUCUUACGUGGUAUGGAGCUAACUGUUCGGACUUGUUUGUGGAAUGCUAUAUAUCUGGAAGGCCUUUUAAUUGUUGCCAAUACUUUCAACCCCUGUUGACACCCUAUGGGCAAUGCUUUUUACUUAAUUCGUUGCUGAACAAUGAGCCAGGUUCGAAGCACUGGCUGCCGAAUCAAUUAGAUCCUGCCAAUGAAAAGGCUGUGGUAAAUUUAGUUACUGUUAUGGCGGUGCAAGUGACUCUGAUAAAUGAGGAGGAUAUUCCACAUACGGCAUUAUCUCCGACCGGAGUUCAACUGAUCACACCUGGGUUGUCCAAGUACAUUCAAUUCAAUCAGGUGGAAAUGGUAAAUGAUCCAGAUGUAAGAGAGGUUGCACCACAGAUUCGCAGCUGCUAUUUCCCGGACGAAAAUCCGUCAUCGAGUAUAUAUAAAGUUUAUAGUUUCAGUGUUUGCAUCAGCGAAUGUGUUAGGGAAUUGCAGAUGAAGACGUGUAAUUGCACUUCGGUUUUUUACAAUCCACAUGCUGAUCCACGCUUCCCAGACUGCGAUCUAACGGGUUUGUAUUGUUUGGAAUUGGCUCGUAUGGUCAGACCGGAUAGUAGGAUACUGAAUAGCAACAAUAAGCAUUUCAACAAUGAAAGUUGUGGAUGCCUGCCAUCCUGCAAUCAAGGCGAUAUACAUGUCGUUUACGAGCCCCAAUUAAUGGUUAGGAACCCAAACAAAUAUUUCAAUGGAACGCUUGAUAUGCCUUUCCUGCCGACGGAUCAGUAUCGCCGACAGGCGAUCCGCACGCGCUUGGAUGUAAUUGUCUCCAUAGGCGGGAUGCUCGGACUCUUCCUGGGGGCCAGUCUUCUUAGCGCCAUCGAGUUUAUCUACUAUUUCGCUGUGCGACCAUUCCACAAUAAGACGCGGGCACGCUCACCUCGUGCGUAAUUGCUCAACAGCCAGUGGCAAAUAGAAGAAUAUUGAAAGGAGUUUUUUUAAUAUCACAUAAAUUAAUAUACAGCUAUUAAAAUUUUUCCAUAUUUAAAAAUUUAAACUUAAACAAUAGCAUAAGCAAAGUAUAAUCUUGUUGGGUAGGUGCUUUUUUUUUAAACGUAAAACUAAAUUUCGAAGUCCUUUAUAAAUUAUUAUUAAUCUUGCGAUUAAUAACCCAUUGACCAACAAAACUAAAAUAUUUUUAAACUCUUAACAAAUAACUAAAAAUAAAAAACAAGUUCAAGCCAAAUUUUUAGAGUGGAGUCAAGAAUAGAAAAGCGGAUGGAAUAUGGAGACGGGAAUACAGUCUCCCAGUUGGAUGUG